This is a messenger RNA of Hypomesus transpacificus, 3757 nucleotides long. RefSeq names its product heterogeneous nuclear ribonucleoprotein U-like 1 (gene hnrnpul1). The transcript is spliced from 15 exons. Bases 351 to 2870 code for a protein of 839 amino acids. The record is from RefSeq and is a predicted model, not a curated record. Gene Ontology annotation, molecular function: protein binding. NCBI's taxonomy places the organism in Eukaryota, Metazoa, Chordata, Actinopteri, Osmeriformes, Osmeridae.
UGGUGUCUGUGGUUAGCUGUCAGCAGCAGUACAUUGCUAUCACACUGCGGGUAUCGUUAAAUAAACACUUAGCUCUUGCUAAUUUCAACCACAGAUGUCGGCGUGCGCGAUUACAUCAGCCGGAUAGAUCUGCAGGCGUAGUUAGACUAGCUAACAAGCAAGCAUUGCUUUGACAAAGUUAGUUAAGCUAGCCUCUACUACACUGUCACAGCAGGGUCAGGGGAUGUGCUGCUGACAUGAUGAGUCACCUUGUGUCCAGUGCAGUGCAUGUCAUCUAAUUGUAUGACAUUAAUUUCCUUGUAUUUACUUGUCUGCAGAUAAGGAAAUAGCUGCACACGUUUAUUAACACAAUGAAUAGUGUUGACGUGAAGAAACUAAAAGUCAAUGAGUUGAAAGAGGAGCUGCAGCGCCGCGGCCUGGACACCAAAGGGCUGAAAGCUGAUCUCGUGGACAGGCUCAGGGCCGCUAUGGACACUGGUGCAGCGGCUCCGGAAGAGGGCAUCGGAUCAGCGGGCGACCUGGGAAUGGGCUCCACUGGGUUACUGAGCGAUGAUCCUAUUCCUAACCAAGACGAAAGAAUAUCUGAAGAGGAAAGCAGUGAAGAUGGCGAAGGCUUUGAUAGGGCAGAGGUGACACCAGGUGGAGAUUUAUGUAGAGAAACCGUAGGUACAGUUUCAGAGAGAGAGCUGGCUCCUGCCAUGACUUGCGGGAUGUCAGACUUCUCAUCAGAUGUUGAUGUGAGCCAGACCGAAAUCACUCCUCACGAUCCCAAGACCGAGCCUGAGCUGGAGGAGCACCCUGAUAUCAAACCAGAAAUUGAGAUGAAAUCCGAGGUGAAAAAGGAGGAAGAGGAGAACACGGAGUGCCAACAGGAAGUUCCGAAGCCGGAGCAGAAUCCUCGCCAGCAGCAGUCCGCCAAUGAGUGGGAGGAGCUUGAGGGCCAGCAGGUGGAGCAUGCCAAGAUGGAGGCAGAGCGCUCCGGCCAGUAUGGACGCAAGAGGUCGCAUGAUGAGGGCCGGGGCCACGGCUACUAUGAACACCGCGAGGACAAGAGAUCCCGCUCACCACAACCACCUGCUGAAGAAGAGGAAGAGGACUUUGACGAUGCCCUUGUUGCCCUGGACACAUACAACUGCGACUUGCACUUCAAAGUGUCCCGCGAUCGCUACAGUGGCUAUCCUCUGACCAUCGAGGGCUUCGCCUACCUCUGGGCGGGAGCGCGGGCCUCGUACGGCGUCACCAAGGGCCGUGUGUGUUACGAGAUGAAGGUGAUCGAGGACAUCCCGGUGAAGCACCUGCCCAGCAGUGAGCCUGAUCCCCAUGUGGUCAGGAUCGGCUGGUCUCUGGACUCCUGCAGUACGCAGCUUGGUGAGGAGGCUUUUUCCUUUGGAUGCGGAGGAACCGGCAAGAAAUCCUCCGACUGCAAAUUUGAAGAUUACGGAGAGAAGUUCGGUGAAAACGAUGUCAUCGGCUGUCACAUCGACUUUGACAGCGGUGAGGAGGUGGAGAUGGCGUUCUCGAAGAACGGAGUGUGGCUGGGCGUGGCUUUCCGUGUCCCGCGGGAGGCCCUGGACGGCCGCGCCCUCUUCCCACACGUCCUGGUGAAGAACUGCGCUGUGGAGUUCAACUUCGGCCAGAAGGAGGAGCCCUACUACCCCGCUCCGGAGGGCUACGCAUUCAUCCAGAACGUCGGCCUGGAGCACAGAACCCGAGGAACCCUGGGUCCCGUUAGGAAAUCGGAAUGUGAGAUCCUGAUGAUGGUUGGUCUGCCUGCCUGUGGAAAGACCACGUGGGCCACGAAGCACACUGAGAAGCAUCCAGAGAAGAAGUACAACAUCCUGGGCACCAACGCCAUCAUGGACAAGAUGAAGGUGAUGGGUCUGCGUCGCCAGAGGAACUACACGGGUCGCUGGGACCUCCUGAUCCAGCAGGCCACCCAGUGUCUGAACCGGCUCAUCCAGAUCGCCGCCCGCAAGAGACGCAACUACAUCCUGGACCAGACAAAUGUAUAUGGAUCAGCCCAGAGACGAAAAAUGCGACCUUUUGAAGGUUUUCAACGCAAGGCUAUUGUAGUGUGUCCCCCGGACGAGGACUUAAAAGAGCGAACGUUAAAGCAAACUGAUGAGCAGGGGAAGGAUGUUCCCGAUCAUGCUGUUUUAGAAAUGAAAGCCAACUUUGUGCUUCCUGAGACCAGCGACUUUCUGGACGAGGUGACCUUUGUGGAGCUGCAGCGCGAGGAUGCUAGCAAGCUCGUGAAGGAGUACAACGAAGCGGGACAGAAAGCUGGCCCGCCCCCGGACAAGCGCUAUGACAACCGCCAGGUGGGCUUCCACGGGCGUGGCGGAAGCUUCCAGCGCUAUGACAACCGCGACGGACCCCGUGGUGGGGGCUACCAGAGCCGGGGUGGAAAUGGAGGAGGAGGGGGUGGGUACAGAGGAGGCUACAACCGCGGGAACUACAACCAGAACCGCUGGGAAGGCAACUACCGCGACGGAAGCUCCAACGGCCGAGGAGGCUACAACCGUAACCAACAGUCAGGAGGAAACUACAGCCGGCAGGCUCCCUAUAACAAAGGCUACAGUCAGAGCUACAACCCGGGCUAUAACCAAGGGUACAACCAGGGGAACUAUAACCAAGGUUACAACUACGGCAACUACAGCCAGUAUCCAGGAUACGGCCAGAGCUACAGCGAGACACCUGCCACUGGACAGACGUACAACCAACAACAGAGCUACGACCAGCAGUACCAGCAGUAUGCCCAGCAGUGGCAGCAGUACUAUCAGAACCAGAGCCAGUGGAACCAGUACUAUGGCCAGUAUGGGAACUACUCUGGACAGGGAAACCAGGGCUCCUCCUCGGGGGCCCAGUAACUGAGCCUUCGUCUGCACCCCUGGUCCGCACCCCUGGUCCGCGCCCCUGGUCCGCGCCCCUGGUCCGCACCCCUGUCCUUUACUCUGGAGUCUCAUUCUUUCCUCAGUGUCUGUCAACUUUUCCAGCCCUCUCUUUAUCCGUCUCUCUCUCUCUCUGUCUCUCUCCCUCUCUCUCUCUCUGUCUCACACACAGGCACACACACACCUCCCUACUGUAAGUUCUCUGUCAGUCUCUCACACACCUCACAGCAGCCUUCUACCCCCGUCAGCCGACAUACGCAUUGCUCUGAUCCGAUUUUUGUAGCUUCAUGAAUUACGUCUUAUCCUUAGCAUUGAUUGUGUUAUUGCAGAAUAGUUAAAGUAGGUGUUCCAAUGUGUAGUAGGUUUUCCUCAGCACUAUGCAUUUGAUGUGGGCGUCCGUUCAGUCUCAGUUUCCACAGUUUUCUACAGUUGGAUGAAGUGCAUGUUCUCAGGGAGCAGGGAGGGAGGGACGGCCCACCACAUACCAGAGAUUAUAACCGACUUUAAUGUCGUUCUUUUUUUUGUGUUCGGUUUAGUGUUGGAGCUGAGAACACAACUAUGACCUCUGCUCCGAACUUUGCCCCAGAGUUGAGUUACUGCUCACGUGAUCACUUCGAAAAGAUCGAUUGUAUUUUUCUGUCAGAAUUUGGGAAGUGUUGCAAUCCUCCUUAUAGAUAGAUAUUACAUUUCCGAUAAUGAUAAAUGUAUGCGAUGAUCAUUUUAUGCACUGAGUCAAUGUUUUUGCUGCCAUGUUCAGUAGUCGUGUGUGCAACCUUUUGUUUUGUAAAAUGUUUGUAUUUGCUGUUGACUGUUGUCAGAUUCCUUUUCUAUUUGAGAAUAAAACUUGGGAUGAUAUCGUACGUCCA